Molecule: messenger RNA, 3280 nt
Organism: Abrus precatorius (Indian licorice)
Lineage: Eukaryota; Viridiplantae; Streptophyta; Magnoliopsida; Fabales; Fabaceae
Product: probable E3 ubiquitin-protein ligase RHG1A
Exons: 6
Coding region: 423-2549 (708 amino acids)
Molecular function (GO): ubiquitin protein ligase activity
Source: RefSeq, a predicted model, not a curated record
AAGACAAAACAUGGUCUCUCCAUUUCGAGGCAAGAAGCAAGAUCCUCACUCUAAUUUAAUCUAUUGCGUUGUCUUGUAAAUUAAAGAUUACCGUCCUCUUUAGAUUUUUGUUUUAAUUAUAUUUUUCUUUUUUCGAUGUCCUCCAAACCCUCUCUGCUCUAACCUUUUUCUCACUGUAUUGGCUUUCUUUGUUUUCUCUUCUAAAGGACAAGAAACAAUAAACCAAAUAAAAAGCACUCCUUCAAUACGAGUGCUUUCUUUCUCUAUCUAUUCUGCGUCACCCAUCUUCUGAUUUUUCAUAUAGAUCGAGCUUUUUCCAUUUCAUCUGACCUGCCAAAAUUAGUGCAUGAUUUGCUGCUCUAUUGAGGAAUUUAUUUCAUUUAUUUAACUAUAUUAAGGUGGGAAACUCAUAGAUUCCUUCAAUGCAAAGACAGAGAAAUACAAUUGGUUCAAUGUCUGAAACGUUAGAAUUUGAUUGUGGAUCUACAUCAAAUAAUUCUACUGUGGAUCAGCAGAUUUGCUGGAAUAAUGUGCGGAAUCCUGCAGAGAAUCAAAUGCCUGACUGUAUUCUUUCUCCCAGUGAUAUGAACUCAUCUUAUGCGAAUUCUAGAAAUCAUGAAUGGCGAAAUUUGAGUGGAUGGAGUUUAGGAGAGCCAAGUUCCAGUAAUACACCAAAUGAGGUUGAUAAUAAUGAUCAAAAUAGAGAACUUGGAUGGUCAUCAACCAUAAAUGCUGGUGCAUUAGCUGGUCCAAGACUAGAAGAAAGGCACCUUGAACAAGGCAAUGCUCUUUCACUAGACAAUGGCAAUACGGGUCCAAUAUAUAUGCACAGCCCCAAUUCUCAUUUGAUGCCCCAGAGUAUCAACUUAAAUGCAGGUUUAGCGGACAGUGGCAGUGAUAAUAGUCAACAUCUGGAAUGCCCUAAUUUACACAAGUCUAGUGGGUCAGUAAAUGAGAGUAUACCAUCUAAUGUUGGAUCUGGUUCUUUUCCACUUCCUCCUGGAAAUAGUGGCUUACUGGUAAAAGAUAAUGAUGGUAGGUCAGGUUGUUCUCUCGAGACCCGACGUACAUCUUGUAAAAGAAAGGCUGUUGAAGGAAAUGCUGGACAAUCUUCAGGUGCUGGAAGUUCUAGCUACAGUCAGCAUACAGAUGGUAAUGCUUGGCUCCCCAUUCCUACUCAGGAUAAUUCUGGGAGAAGUUCAAGCAGAAAUAUUUCCUCAGAACAGGUAAAUGCAAGACUUGGACUGGGUAUGGGGGAUGAAGCAUCUGAAAACGUCCCUGAUUCAAACGUUGCAGGAACCUCAGAAAGCUUUCUCAGGAAUUUCCGGUUGAGGAUAAAUCCUUCAAACCAACAGAAUUCCAUUCCUCCCACAGCAUUCUCGACUGGCAGCAUGAUUAGGAACUCUGGUGUUUCUUCGUCCUCUCAAGUGUCACAAAGGUUUCAUCCUGUUGAUAAUUCUUUGAACUUGAGGUCAGCGCCACCAAUAAAUGAUACGAUUCCUCAUAGUCAGCCACUAGUAAUUCAUUUUCCUGCUUUGCCGAGGAAUAGGCAAUCAUUUAGAUGGAAUGGUAGUUCUAGCUCAAGAAACAUCCAUUCAUCAAACUCAGUUGUAUGUGCCAACAGGGAUCAGGAGGGUACAAGCUCAAGAAGUAUGUCUAGAAAUAUUUUAGAACGCCCAGUCUUUGUACCUGCAAGUGAUUUAAGAAAUUCUGUUCUAACUCCAACUAUUAGAGCUUCAAGCUCAAGUAGUGAAAGUUUAAGCAUAUCAGGAAAUGUUGCUUCUUCAUCACGGACUGGAUCAAAUCCAGCAACCAAUCCCCCAUCUGCCUCAACUUGGCCUUCUCAUACUAAUGCUCCCCAUCAUCCUUGGAGGUUAUCUGAAUAUGUCCGUCGGUCCUUGUUUUCUCCUGGUUCUGAUGCUAAUGGAAGUCCAAGCAAUAGUAAUUCUUCCUUGCACUCAAGUCUUUCUACAUCUGAAUCGAGGAUGUUAUCAUCUGGCACUGGAGCAAACCCAAGAUCAUCUUCAUGGUUGGAGAGGCAUGGAGAUACUGACUUUGGAAUUCCCUAUUCACUACGUACUUUGGCUGUGGCAGGUGAAGGAAGUAGUAGACUUGUAUCUGAGCUCCGCAAUGUUUUGGGCCUUAUCCGUAGAGGUGGUGGGAGCAUGCGAAUUGAGGAUGUUAUGAUCCUUGAUCAAUCCUUUCUUUCUGGAAUAGCUGAUGUUCAUGAUCGGCACAGGGAUAUGCGACUUGAUGUUGAUAACAUGUCUUACGAGGAGUUACUGGCUUUGGAAGAGCGCAUUGGAAAUGUGAGUACUGGAUUGAGUGAGGAAACCAUAUUGAAACUCUUGAAACAGAAAAAUUAUUCGGUUGAAACAGGAUCUCAGCUUGAUGCAGAACCCUGCUGUGUUUGUCAGGAGGACUAUGGUGAUGGAGACGAUAUUGGAACGCUUGAUUGUGGCCAUGAUUACCACAGGGACUGCAUCAAGCAGUGGCUAAUGCACAAGAAUCUGUGUCCCAUUUGUAAGACAACGGGCUUGGCAACAUGAGGUCUGCGACUUGGUCCUCAGGCAAAAAUGAUGACCAUGAAGAAAAAUGGCGCAAUUUACCCAGGAAGUUCUGGUGCUUUUGUGCUUCGUCAUACCUUGUUUUCUAUCUGUAGUGUAUUUUUGUUAUUAUUUCGUUUAUUUAUCUAAAGCCAACAAUCUCCCGGUCUAGGUGGUGGAUGGUUGAUGUGGAUCAAGGAGCAAUUAUUAACUCAGGUUGACAAAGCUUGGUUUACAUUCAUGAAAAUUUUUUACGUAGCACAUAUCAUUUUGGAUUUAUGCUGACAAGAAUUAUUGUUCAAACAUCAGAAUCGUAGGUACUGAAUUUUACGUAUUUGGGGUGCUCUCAUGAUUAUACUGUGCUCCCGUAUCAAUCAAUAUUAUAGGGCAUGGUUACCUUAGCUUGCUUAGGUUUGUCGACAUAAUGCUCCUAUUGCCACUAUGUUUGGGUCAAAGGAAAGGGAAGAAGGGAUUGACACUAUGUUUGGUUCAAAAGAGUUGAGAGAAGAGAGUUCUUUAUGGGGCGAAGGAAGAAAAGGUUGGAAAGGAGGCGGCCACAUUGAAAAACUGUUGGGCAACCUUAGCUAUUGCAAUAGUGAAGUGUUCACUUUGUCAAUAUUACCUAAUUUAUAUUAAAUUUGUAUGGACUAAAUUAGACCUUGAUUUGUAAUAAACAUUUUUAAAUAAGUUACAUUUACACCUCUUGAGAUUUAAUAAAAUUUCAUCAAUUAUAU